AUGUUCUAUCUUUGUCUGUUCAUAGAAGGAGAAUCAGCUUCAGCGGCGAACAGCCAUUACUUCAAUAUCACAGGCACUGCAGCAUCCGCCAUAGUACAGCCAACAAGUACUGCACAGUCAACAAGCUCCACCGAGACGACAAGCUCAACCCACACUACAUCCUCUACUAUUGCGGAUACAUCAACCCCAACGUCAGCGGCCGAAUCAACAUCUACAUCUAGCACUGAUGUUGCUUCGCCGCCUCCUGCUGGGAUGAGCGUUGGCGUGAAGGCUGGAAUAGGAAUUGGAAUCGCCGCUGCAAUCACCUCGGGCAUUAUCGCAGGUUGGUUCACUUUUGGUCGGAGGAAAAGGCAGAACGUCGAUCUACCGAAGAAUAUGGCUAUAAAAUCUGGCUAUUAUCAGCAGGAAAAGUUUCAGGGACAAAUGCCGUAUCAGUGGGGGAGUGAGAGUACGGUGGUCGCCGAAAUGUUCAGACAGGAGCAAAGGAAUCAGUUGAGUGAUGAGAGCACAAUAGCUCCACGAAUGUACGAACAGGCGCAAAGGAGUAAUCAAUUUAGUGACCAGGGCAACGUUGUGCCCCAGAUAUACCAGGGGGAGCAGAGGAAUGACCAUAUAUACGAGCUGCCAGAUUAUCGUGCACAAUAG
Pseudogymnoascus verrucosus is the source of this 645-nucleotide messenger RNA. RefSeq lists its product as uncharacterized. The transcript has a single exon. The coding region runs from base 1 to 645 and encodes 214 amino acids. The record is from RefSeq and is a predicted model, not a curated record. Lineage: Eukaryota; Fungi; Ascomycota; Leotiomycetes; Thelebolales; Thelebolaceae.